CCUUAAUACAAGAAAGGGAGGAUUCACCCUCCGUAAAUUUCACUGCACCAGCGUGGCCUCAGACUUGUACCAACUCCUGGGCCAUAUUAUCUCUCUCAUAUCGCCAACAUGGCCACCGCCACCGCCACCACCACCACCACGGAGGUCAGCCACGUCACCACUUACACGGUGAAGCCCGCCCGCGACACCGGCGGGAAGCGGUGGCACCUAGGAGCCCCUGACCUCUCCAUGCUCUCUUACCACUACAUCCAGAAGGGCCUCUUCUUCACAAAACCGCCAUCUCCGAUAGACGAGGUGCUCGAUCGCCUCAGAGCUGCCCUCUCGGAGUGCCUUGUCCAUUUCUUUCCUCUCGCCGGCCGCCUCGUGUAUGAGGAGGAGGAGGAGUAUUUCUAUGUGGAUUGUAACGAUGAAGGGGCCGAGGUUGUUCAUGCUAAGGCGGAUGUCACGGCCGAGGACGCUAUGGCGCCGGCCCCUGUCGGAGUCACUCCCAUUUUGAGGGAUUUCUUUGCUCUCAAUGAUAAGGUGGGAUUUGAUGGGAUGACCCUGCCCUUGCUGGCCAUUCAGGUGACAGAACUAGUAGAUGGGGUCUUUAUUGGAACCUCCACCAACCACGCUUUGUUCGAUGGCACAUCAUACUGGAUGAUUGUUAAUGCCUUGUCAGAGCUGUGUAGAGGUGCCGAGAAAAUAUCUCGGCCACCGGUGUCGGAGCAAUGGUUCCCCUACCCUGUCCCUAUAAAGCUUCCAUUCCACCCCGGCCUGGUCGACAGGUUCACUCCCCCACCACUCAAGGAGAGGGUAUUCCACUUCAGCGCGGCUUCCAUUGCCAUACUUAAAGCCAAGGCAAACGCCACCAAAGAUCCAGAUGCGCCCCCAUUCUCAUCCUUCCAAGUCCUCUAUGCACACCUCUGGCGAGGCGUGACCCGUGCUCGGAAGAACCCAGAAGGUGAGACCGUUAGGUGCAGCCUGUAUGUGACAUAUCGACAGAGAGUGACACCUCCCAUGCCAGCCAACAGCAUCGGUAACAUUAUCCGUUCUGUCUAUGCCUUGACUACUGCUGGAGAGCUUUUGAGCCACAACCUAGCUUGGGCCGCAGGGCUCUUGCAGAAGCUAAUUUCCUCUCAGACUGACCAAGAGUCACGUGAGGGGCUGGCGGCCCAAGCUAGAAACCCACAUGUGACGCAUCUGAGCAGCUUUGGCUCGACUCACCUUCUCAUGGGGAGCUCUCCUAGGUUCGAUAUGUAUGGCAAUGAUUUCGGGUGGGGAAAGCCGAUUCAGGCGAGAGUGGGGCACGACAACAGGUACGAUGGGAAGGCGUUUGCAUUGCCUGCCCCUGAAGGUGGUGGAAGCACCGAAGUGGAGCUGUGUCUCCUUCCGGAGUACAUGGACGCUUUGGAAGUUGAUGAAGAGUUCCUUGAGGCAGUGACACCUUCUUGAGCACCCCACUAUGUUGGGCUUCUUCUUUCUCACCCUUGUAUUUGUUGCAUUUCCUUUUUUGUUGUUUGGUGUUUAAUCUGAUUUACUAUGUUUUAUCAAGAGAUACACCGUUUGGUUCGAAUGAAAAAGUUUUCGAGAAAAACUUUUCAUAUGAAAGAACUCUCAUAUGUGAUUAAAGUAUGAAAUUUCAAUUGUUA
Amborella trichopoda is the source of this 1631-nucleotide messenger RNA. Its product is annotated as putative acetyltransferase At3g50280. The record is from RefSeq and is a predicted model, not a curated record. Lineage: Eukaryota; Viridiplantae; Streptophyta; Magnoliopsida; Amborellales; Amborellaceae.